AUGCCUCUAGAAGACAAGAGCUCCAAUCCAUUGAGACAUCGACUUGAUAUCCCUCUGAUGGCUCAGGUAAAUGGCAGCGAGAUCUGCAAAAGCCUGGACAGUCAGCCCAGCUCACCCGCCUCAUCUGACAUGAUUGUCAUCGAGGAUGGAGCAGUCACAGUCAAGAGAAAGCUGGGUCUCAUGUCGGGAACUGCCCUCAUUGUGGGAACUAUGAUUGGAUCAGGGAUCUUCAUCUCUCCCAAAGGUGUGAUUGCUGGAUCUGGGUCCGUGGCUUUGAGCUUGAUUAUAUGGGUGGGCUGUGGUGUCAUCUCACUGUUUGGUGCUCUCUCCUAUGCCGAGCUAGGAACCCUAAUAUCAAAAUCAGGAGCAGAGUAUGCAUAUCUGCUUGAGGCUGGCAAUGUUUUUCCGAAGCCGUUCGCUCCUAUUCCUGCGUUUUUGUUUGCCUGGGUGUCAAUGUUUGUGCUUAAGCCAUGCCUGUUUGCCGUGAUUGCUCUCAGUUUUGGCAUCUAUGCAGUGGAGCCUUUCUAUGAUGGAUGUGAAGCACCAGAAUCCGUGAUUAAGAUUGUGUCUGUUCUGUGUAUAUGUUUGGUUGCAGCUGUGAACUGUUACAGUGUUGGUUUGGCUACCAAAGUUCAAAACUUCUUUACAAUGGCCAAACUGCUAGCGAUUUGUGUCAUUGUUGUGGGUGGGUUUAUCAAGAUAUUUCAAGGUCAUACAGAAUUCAUCAAUGAAGGUUUUGAGGACACAUCCCAUGAUCCUUCUUCUAUCGCUCUUGCUUUCUAUAGCGGUUUAUGGGCGUAUGAUGGUUGGAAUAAUUUGAAUUAUGCGACAGAAGAACUGAAAAAUCCCUUUGUCAACCUGCCAAGAGCCAUAAUGUUGGGGAUACCUUUGGUCACUGUAUGCUAUCUCUUGACCAAUCUGUCCUAUUUGGCAGUCAUGUCAAAGGAAACUCUCCUGGCAUCUAAUGCAGUGGCAGCUACCUGGGGACAGGAGAUUCUUGGAGGAGCAUCCAUUGUAAUUCCUAUAUUUGUUGCUUUGUCGACUUUUGGUGCUGCCAAUGGUUCCUGUUUUUCAGGCGGCAGGUUAAUCUAUGCUGCUGCAAGAGAAGGUCAUUUACCGGAGGUGUUCUCCUACGUCCAUGUCAGGAAAGCCAUCCCACUUCCUUCACUGCUUCUCACGACAUUUAUUGCAGUCCUGAUGAUGAUACCUGGAGACAUUUUCAGCCUGAUUGACUUCUUCAGCUUCGCAGCCUGGCUGUUUUACGGAGCCACCAUGGCCUCAGUGCUGAUUCUACGCUACACACAGCCUGAUGCACCCAGGCCAUACAGGGUCCCAACAGUUCUUCCUGUCCUGGUACUUAUAAUCUCUGUGUACCUCGUGGUUGCCCCCAUCAUCCAGGAUCCACGGAUAGAGUUCUUCUACGCCACACUGUUCAUUCUCAGCGGACUUGUCUUCUAUGUUCCAUUUGUAGUGAUGAAUAUAAGAAUUGGAAUUCUUGGACCAUUUACAACAUUUGUUCAGUGUGCCCUGGAGGUAGCACCCAGCAAAUUUGCCCCACCAGAAUGA
This is a messenger RNA of Candidula unifasciata, 1566 nucleotides long. Lineage: Eukaryota; Metazoa; Mollusca; Gastropoda; Stylommatophora; Geomitridae. The record is from the annotation of a GenBank genome assembly.